Messenger RNA from Drosophila erecta, 1058 nucleotides. RefSeq names its product pyrimidodiazepine synthase (gene GstO1). Gene Ontology annotation, biological process: glutathione metabolic process. Lineage: Eukaryota; Metazoa; Arthropoda; Insecta; Diptera; Drosophilidae. The transcript is spliced from 4 exons. Gene Ontology annotation, molecular function: glutathione dehydrogenase (ascorbate) activity; glutathione transferase activity. Gene Ontology annotation, cellular component: cytoplasm. Bases 177 to 941 code for a protein of 254 amino acids. The record is from RefSeq and is a predicted model, not a curated record.
CCACUGCUUAAAUAAAAUAUGAUUUAAAAAUAUAUCAUUCUAAAAAGUUUAUGACAGUUCUAUGUAUAUAAAUUCUAUUCGUAACCGAGCCACCUUAACAUUUACUGUCAAAUAUCGAUAAUUAUCAUAACGCGCAAAACAGGUUGUUUUUGUCCCAGAAAAGUAUUAUUGCCAAAAUGAGCAAUACUGAGCAUUUAACUACUGGCUCGGCAAAGCCAAUAUUUCCGGAUGAUGGGAUUCUUAAACUGUAUUCUAUGCGCUUUUGUCCCUAUGCACACCGAGUGCACCUGGUUCUGGAUGCCAAGAAGAUUCCCUACCACGCUAUCUACAUCAAUCUUCGCCAGAAACCCGAGUGGUUCCCCCUGGUGAGCAGCUCCACAAAGGUGCCGGCACUGGAGCUGGUAAAGGAACCGGGUAAGCCUGUUCUGAUCGAGUCGCUGAUUAUUUGUGACUACCUGGAUGAGAGGUUUCCGGAGGUGCCAUUGUAUCCCAAGGAUCUGCUUAAGAAGGCCCAGGAGAAGAUUUUAAUUGAACGUUUUGAACAGUUCAUCAGCGACUUCUACAACCUGGUGCUGCACAAAAAUCCCGAGCAGCUGGUUGACAUCGAUCACUACGCCGGUCUGGUCGCUUACGAAGAGGAACUGAAGCAACGUGGUACCAAGUUCUUUGGUGGCGACAACCCUGGAAUGCUAGACUACAUGAUGUGGCCCUGGUGCGAGCGGUUUGCCGCUAUGAAGUUCAGUUUUGAUGAAAAAUUCGAACUGAGUCGGGAACGUUUUCCCACUUUGAUUAAGUGGCGCGACUUGAUGCUCCAGGAUCGUGCUGUCAAGUGCUUCUAUUUGGAUGGACAGACUCAUGCCAAAUACAUGGAUUCCCGGCGAUCGGGCAAUGCCGAUUACAAUAUGCUAUACAAUGAGGCCAAACGUGUCAAAUUGGGUUAGUCAACGGGCUGAUGGCAUUUAGGCUUCAGCAUUGUACAUAUUAUUGCACUUAAAACUUUGUACCUAUUACGGCAGCAUUAUUGUGAUUGAAAAAUAAAUCAUAGCAUUUUCACUGUU